UUCAUUAGCCAAAGUUUUCUAUGACUGAAGUCGGGGGUGUCAUCAUGAGGAAUACGAGUACAUCUGUCAAACUGCCUAAAUCUGCAUUAGAUCAACGACCAGAUUAUGCUUAAAUCGUGAAGUCACACCUGAAAUGAAUAAUAGCGGGUAUAGUGUUCCGGUGACAAACUUUGCUUCUCAUCGUCACGUGCGCUAGUCAAAGCUAUUCUGAAAGGAAAAGUUUCUCAGUCAUUGUAACCGUUGUAGUAGGCACUUGGCAAGACAAAAGCAAGCUGUUUAACCCUGGGUAAAGUGUUAUCAUUCUUGCUUUUUUUUUUUAGUGAAGUGAGUGUUGACAAAAAUUAUGGGAAAAGUUUGAGACAGUUCUAUUAUUCAGUUCUAUUCUAGUGAUCGAAAGGGAUUUCUUUAUAUUCUACUCUAAUGGUGGCUCAACAUCACUGCCAAACUCAAUCGAUGUCGGCGAUUGUGGUUUUCGUAAUCGGGGCUGUAAUAGGAACAGCUCUGGCUGUUGCAGAGCGGACGACCAUAAGGAAGUACGGAACAGUCUCGGAUCUAGACAAAUUGGACAACACCUUAAAAAGCUACGAUCGCCGGGCUUUGCCUUCAGGAUAUCACGACGGUUCCGGCGGACCCACGAAUGUUUCGUGUGAAGUCUACAUCAGAAGCUUUGGCUCCAUCAAUCCUGCCACUAUGGACUAUGAGGUGGACCUGUAUCUUCGACAACGGUGGUACGAUGGCCGACUCGCAAAAGUGAACAUCUCAGCCCCUCUUGACCUCAACGACCCGAAGCUCGUGCAAAAAAUAUGGAAGCCAGAAGUGUUCUUCGCGAAUGCAAAACAUGCUGAAUUCCAGUUUGUAACGGUACCCAAUGUAUUGGUUCGGCUGACUCCUCAUGGAAUGAUACUUUACAUGCUAAGGUUAAAGUUGACGUUUUCCUGUAUGAUGGACCUCUACCGGUAUCCCCUUGAUGUGCAAACCUGCACUAUCGAGCUCGCGUCGUUCUCGAAGACGACCGACGAGUUGGUCCUGCACUGGUCGGAGCGGAACCCCAUCAUCCUGUUUGAGAACCUAAAACUGCCCCAAUUUGAAAUUCAAAAUGUCAGCACCUCGCUUUGCAACGAGACGUUCUAUCUCGGCGAAUAUAGUUGUCUAAAGGCGGAAUUUCACCUGCAGCGUUCAAUGGGCUACCAUCUAGUCCAGUCUUACCUGCCCACUGUGUUGAUUGUCGUCAUCUCUUGGGUGUCCUUCUGGUUAGAUGUAGAAGCUAUUCCGGCACGCAUCACGCUCGGAGUAACAACUCUACUGACGAUCUCGUCAAAGGGUGUCGGCAUCCAAUCGAAUCUACCGCCCGUUUCGUAUGUAAAAGCCAUCGAUGUUUGGAUGGGCGUAUGUACCAUGUUCGUGUUUACGGCAUUACUCGAAUUUACCUUUGUCAACUAUCUCUGGCGCAAAAAACCCCACGCCGUAUCAGAUCUGGUCUGUGUAGCGCAACAACAGCAACAACAACAACAGCAGCAACAGCAACAAAAUCGUCCAACAGAUAUCAAGACGAUAACGACAAACAAUGGCGGGACCCAAACGGCAAAUGUGGAGAACGUGGAACCGGCAGGUAUUUUGGCUGACAGUAGAGCACGUUUUAACAGCCAUCUGCAGGCUUCAUCGUUGCAGAUGUCGCACGGCUCUGCAGCGACUCAGCUGUUCGCGUUCUACCUCAACUGCAAUCAGGUGUGCGCGAAAAGAAUCGACCGAUUAUCGCGCAUUGGCUUCCCCAGUGCAUUUCUAGUUUUUUGCAUGAUAUAUUGGCCAUAUUACCUACAUGUGGCUAAUUAAUGAGUGGCCUGCCUUUCUGCUGUUAGAUAUACCUAUAGAGAACUCGCAAGCUUAUAAGUGAACGCACCCUGAUACGCUACAGAUAGCUAACCUUUUCCGGCAUCUCCAGAUCUGGGUUCGAUACGAACUUUAAUCGAAAUAUUUAUAUUUGAUCCAGCGAAUAGAAAUAAUAUCCAUCUAAUCUGUCGCUUCUUGGUUCAGCCUUAGUGCCGAUAGCACACUUGAGAUGCGUAAAUUUCUAGCCACUUGCUAUCUGACGAUAGUAGAACCGAAAAUGUCAGGGAGAAAUAUAAAAUGAAAAAUAUCGAAUCAGGUACCGAACGAUACCUAAUGCCUGGAGAUAUUUUCUUUGUUUUUUUUUUUCUAAAGAGUUUCUUCAACUUGAUCGUGAGUGAGCGUCUGCGUAAAUUCUAGCCAAAUAUGAUUGAAACUAUAGUAAUUUACAACCAUACAAACUAUACUGCUUUGCCAACCGAUCAAAAAAUUAAAAAAAAAAAAAAACAGUCUUUACGAGUCAGCUUUUCGUCAAAACCAAUAGUCCUCAAUUAAGAAAAAUAAUGAAAAUCAUAAGUGUAGGCAGCGUCAACUGAAGUCUUCGUAGCUUUACAUACAUAUAUGGCUGUACAUGUAUGGUCUUCUGUUAUUUCUUAUGGGAGACGUUCAGGAUUGUCGAGUUUUCGCUUGGUGUAGAUCCAUACUAUAUAUACAUAUAUAGUCGCAUAGCAUAGAGUGGUCUUAAACAGUUAUUAUAACAAACCAUAGGUAUAUACACAUAACGCAAAAUAUAUAAAAACAAGGAUAUACAUACCGGAAAAUUCAUAUGGCAGUUCACUCUGGAGCCGUGAUUUUAGGACAGUCGAUUGGAUUUGCAGUUUUCGUUAAUUGCAGUACAUUUGGGACGCCCUUAAUUUCUAGGACGAUGUGUAUGUAUAGCACGGUAUAGUUGGCUUCAUACCGACAAGAUUUAUCGCUAAAAAAAAUAGUAAGCCAAACUGAAAGGGAGUUAACUGCUAAAUAAACAUAGCUUUUAAAGUUAACGUCAUUGUGACAUGCAAUCGCCAAAUGUAUAUAAACAAAAACACGACAAAGUCUCCUGAGUUCACUCUGUACAAAAAAGCUAUGAGUGUCCCUGUCUUCGUUGUACAUAACGUCCUUGUAUGACACAUAUGCAUUCGCUUCUAGGUAAUAACUAGCCGGCUAGCGCUCCCAUUGAUAAUAGACGUGUGGAAGCAAUUCCGCUUCGUGUAGACCUAUAUUCCAAUUUUUGUUGUAAACUAUUUAUAUUUUUCUACCAUGUUGUAAUAAUAAUCUAAUGAGUUACUAUCCUGCUCACGUAACUUCGACGCUUACUAUUAUACGUACGUUUACCUGUUUUCAAUAUUGUAUAUAGUGGUAAGUUUGGGCCUAUUAAUUGUGGAUGAGCAAAGUUCGCUAUCGAACUGCUUCUUACAAAGAAAAAGCGCUAGUUUGAAUAGUUUAGAGUUGCUCUACGGAUGAAUAAAACACACCCAUUUGACCAAUCAAUGGACGUCUCACAAUAUAAGUGGUCGAUUCCAACGAGGCUGAAUAUGGUGAGUCGUACCAUAUAACUUUACUAACUUAUGAUAUGUUACUUACCGUGGACAAACUUGGCGUCAUUGGGUGGUUGGGCUUCACGACGAAAUGUAGCACUCAGUAAUGAAGUAAACUUAUUAUCGCAGGAAUACCGUACCGCUAGGUAAGCAGACGAACAGGUGAGAGUUAUUGUGGAGCUGUGUCUCGUGUCAACACUUUCUGCCAAAAAGCGCUGCUAUUAACCGACAUUAGAAAAAGCCGCUUCUGGCGAUAGGGUUCGGGCAAAUACGUAUGAAAGAGAUAUGUUUUCUGUUGAUCAUCUGCAAUAUCGUCUCGAUCAUAGCUUAGUUAAAAAAACGUGUCCUAGUAAGGAUCUUCCUAUUGAGACCAUUGGUUCAAGCUACAUUACAAUAUUAAUAUGUUGAACCGAAAGAAAAUUUCUUUCACAGAAGUGCGAUACCGUCCAUGUGCGCAAGUCUCGUCUCGUCUUUUCUAUAUAAACGACAGCAGAACAGAAGCACUUUUGUUUCGUCUUGUCAACGAGCUCUUUUCAAAUAGUCAGUAAAUGUCUCUCCUUUUUCUACUACGGUGUGAACUUGACUGAAAUUUAGGUGCAUUGCUAAAGGUCGUUUUGAAACUUUAGAGAAAAAGUUUAAUUUACUAUUUUCUAUAUAUAUUUUUCUAUCUAAUAUAUCUACAUAUUUUCUAAAGGUCACAUACCGUAAUAUUUCCCCGAAAUGUUUUAUACUUUAUUGCUUCUAGUUCGCAAUUAUCUAGGCAUAGCUACUACAUUUGCGUAACAGCGUCGCCGCUUUAUCUUCUUCACAGCCAUCUUUUUUCAACAAUGUACGGAUAUCCUUUGCGAGACCAAAGUUCGUAUCACACUAAUGAUGAUAAUAAUAGUAAUCUAGGUGUCGUAAAAAAAUGUCAACGAUUCCUGAGGGUUUAAACCUUGGCCGGUUUUUGAUGUUCCAAUGCAACACCGAACCAACCGCAAAGAUCACAAUCGAUUCAUGGUAUCGUCAGAGAGCUGACAUAUUACCAUCCUCACGCUAACGUAGGUGCAUAACCGUGCUGCGUGGGCCUUGUACGUAUAAUGUUUAACUAAAAGCAUGAUAAAGACCGAGGAACGGUCAGCACGAACCGCCACACCGCGUCAACGACUACUUUUGUCGCCUACAAGAGAUAUUUCGUCACCUUCAACGACCAGAGGAUAUUAAACAAGGAAAAAAUGCAUACGUAUACAUAGGAAAUACAAAUAGGCGAAACACGUAGAAGCCGGUUUAGCAAUGCGUUUGCGUGUAAUUUUGCCGGAAAUGUUUUUCGCAGGUAAACGCUAUCGUUGCGUUUAACGUCAUACACACACAUAUAUGUACCAUAAGUACGCAUAACUAGUUUAUGUACUUAGGACUGUUGGCGCCACAGGUGAACGAUAAUAAGAAAUAUCUUCAUUUGGAUUAUCAUUAUUUCUGUUCAUAGAACAUAUAUAUUUCUUGGAAUGAAUAUGCUGUGGCAGGCAGUGCGUCAAAAUUACCUAUGUUUUACAGUAUAGCUACACAUUAGCUUAAAUCAAGGUUGUUCGUACAUAUGUGUGUAGGUAGAUACACACGCAUGACAAAUAAGAAACAUUCCAUCAGGUAUAUAGAUUUAUUACUAUCAAUCAAUAUUGGAUUUCCUUUAUUACGAUUAAAGUUAUUAGAAAAAUAUUUAAAUAGCCUUUAAAAUCGCGCUUCGGGAUAAAGCCAU
Molecule: messenger RNA, 5130 nt
Organism: Varroa destructor (honeybee mite)
Lineage: Eukaryota; Metazoa; Arthropoda; Arachnida; Mesostigmata; Varroidae
Product: glycine receptor subunit alpha-2-like
Biological process (GO): monoatomic ion transmembrane transport
Cellular component (GO): membrane
Molecular function (GO): extracellular ligand-gated monoatomic ion channel activity; transmembrane signaling receptor activity
Source: RefSeq, a predicted model, not a curated record